This is a messenger RNA of Saprolegnia parasitica CBS 223.65, 348 nucleotides long. Its product is annotated as small nuclear ribonucleoprotein F. Gene Ontology annotation, biological process: spliceosomal snRNP assembly; mRNA splicing, via spliceosome. Gene Ontology annotation, cellular component: catalytic step 2 spliceosome; U1 snRNP. The coding region runs from base 51 to 302 and encodes 83 amino acids. The transcript is spliced from 2 exons. NCBI's taxonomy places the organism in Eukaryota, Oomycota, Saprolegniomycetes, Saprolegniales, Saprolegniaceae. The record is from RefSeq and is a predicted model, not a curated record. Gene Ontology annotation, molecular function: RNA binding.
CUGGAAUUGGACGGAGCUCCCAUUGUUUCCAGCCGCCCGCGUAUCGAUCGAUGUCUGGCCUGAUCCUCAACCCGAAGCCCUUCCUCGCCGGCCUCACGGGCAAGGCCGUCGUUGUCAAGCUCAAGUGGGGCAUGGAGUACCAGGGCGACCUGGUCUCGGUCGACUCGUACAUGAACCUCCAGCUCGCCAACACGGACGAGUUUGUCGGUGGCGCCAAGACGGGCCACCUCGGCGAAGUGCUCAUCCGCUGCAACAAUGUGCUCUAUGUGCGGGGCGCGCCCGAAGACGCCAAGCAAGGCUAGCCGUAGCCGCCCUUAUGUAAUCGCAUCAACAUGAAGAAGAAGACGA